AAUCGCCGCACCGGCCCGACCCAUCCAAAGGCGAAAAAGGCUCCCCCAGACGGCAGGAAACAGCAGCAGGCGAGGACUCUCCCUCCCCUCUCCCGUCUCCGAAUCCCCCGAGACGAAAAUCUCCAGCUCUUCGGCCCCCGCUAGGUUUCUGGGUGCGACUCGAUCCGAUUGGUGGACGGAGUCCUGAACCGAGUUUUGAAGUUGUGCCUGCCCCGCCGGAGUUUUCCUCUGCCCCGCAACCGAAUCGGCUGAAAAUUGAUGGGAUCGGGGGCACACUGGAAGGCUGUGUGAGAUAAGAGAGGGGGAACCGUGAAUUCCUAGGAGGGCUGCGGCGAUCCGGCUGCACGGCUGCAUGAACUGUUUCGUGAACCUGGGACUCAACUCGAACUCGAACCACUACGUCGCCUGCCUCCUCAUCUUCCUGCUGCAUUUCUCCCCUCAGUUGUUAAAUCCGUCCAAUCCUAAUUCAAGUAGUAAUCGUGAAGGAGAAGAACAGAGCUGCACAGAUGGCGAACAACAGUUCAUAUGGUGAAAAUGUUAGGAGAAAGUCACACACACCAUCUGCUAUUGUUAUUGGUGGUGGGUUUGCAGGGCUUGCUGCUGCUGAUGCGCUCAGAAAUGCAUCCUUCCAGGUUAUUCUCCUGGAAUCCCGUGAUAGGAUAGGUGGCAGAGUUCACACCGACUACUCUUUUGGGUUUCCUGUCGAUUUGGGAGCAUCUUGGCUUCAUGGUGUCUGUGAAGAAAAUCCCUUAGCACCAAUAAUUGGGAGGCUUGGACUGCCACUGUACCGCACGAGUGGAGAUGAUUCUGUUCUGUUUGAUCAUGAUUUGGAGAGUUAUGCACUCUACGACACUGAUGGGCAUCAAGUACCACAGGAGUUAGUACAAAAGAUUGGAAAGGUGUUUGAGGCCAUACUGGAAGAGACUGGCAAAUUGAGGGAAGAAACCAAUGGAGAUAUGUCUAUCGCAAAAGCCAUCUCAAUUGUUAUGGAUAGACAUCCGCACUUGAGGCAAGAAGGGAUUGCUCAUGAAGUUCUUCAGUGGUAUUUGUGCCGUAUGGAGGGUUGGUUUGCCACUGAUGCCGAUUCAAUCUCACUACAGGGUUGGGACCAGGAGGUGCUGCUUCCAGGUGGCCAUGGCCUCAUGGUUCGUGGAUAUCGUCCAGUUAUAAAUACUCUGGCAAAAGGCUUAGAUAUACGCCUCAACCAUAAGUAUGGAUGUCAUUUUCUUAUUCAUUUGCUAAGCAGCAGUUUUGUCUGCCAUUCCUUCAGUACUGAUCCUUCUAUUUUCUUUAGGGUUGUUGAAAUUGUUCGCCACAGGAACAGGGUAGAGGUUACUGUAAGCAGUGGCAAAACAUUUGUUGCUGAUGCUGCAGUAGUCGCUGUUCCAUUGGGUGUUCUGAAAGCAAACACUAUUAAAUUUGAGCCGAGACUGCCAGAGUGGAAGGAAGAAGCAGUUAGAGAACUUUCAGUUGGAAUUGAGAAUAAAAUUGUUCUUCACUUCAGCCAGGUUUUCUGGCCUAACGUGGAGUUCCUUGGGGUCGUUUCCUCAAGCACGUAUGGAUGCAGCUAUUUCCUUAACCUUCACAAGGCAACAGGCCACCCUGUUCUCGUUUACAUGCCUGCUGGCCGCCUUGCUCGUGAUAUCGAAAAGAUGUCUGAUGAGGCAGCUGCCCAAUUCGCCUUCUCCCAGUUGAAGAAGAUCCUUCCUAAUGCAGCUGAGCCGAUAAAUUACCUGGUGUCACACUGGGGCUCGGAUGAGAACACGCUUGGUUCCUACACGUUUGAUGGGGUGAAUAAACCCCGCGACCUGUACGAGAAGCUGCGCAUCCCUGUGGACAACCUGUUCUUCGCAGGGGAGGCUACAAGUGUCAAGUACACAGGCACAGUGCACGGCGCCUUCUCCACUGGUGUCAUGGCAGCUGAGGAGUGCAAGAUGCGGGUUCUGGAGCGGUUCAGGGAGCUGGACAUGCUGGAGAUGUGCCACCCUGCCAUGGGCGAGGACAGCCCUGUCUCUGUCCCGCUGCUCAUCUCUCGGCUCUAAGCGGAUCAGCAGUUGUUUAUGCGAUUAGCACCUGUGAGUACGUUGGGCAUCCCACUGAUUGCUCAAGGGAGGCAGUACAAGGAGAAAGAAACUCCUUGCUUCUCCUCUGCAUGAGGCAUGUGUCAACAUUACUUGUGCGGUGUGCCAUAUUAAACUAAGUGUGCGGGAACCCUUAUGUAUAUUGGGUUCUGAUCAAGUAACAGGAGAGUUAUCAGGCCGUCUUCGUAGAAGAUGUCUUAUUUAUGAUGAACACUGUAAUACACAUAUAACUGUUUGGAGUAUUAAGGGAUUGGUAUCUCUCUGCCGGUCUCGCCCAUUGUUGGCUCUGAGAAUAGAUAGGUUUGAACGUGCCAUUUUUGUUUCUCAUAA
Molecule: messenger RNA, 2411 nt
Organism: Setaria italica (foxtail millet)
Lineage: Eukaryota; Viridiplantae; Streptophyta; Magnoliopsida; Poales; Poaceae
Product: probable polyamine oxidase 2
Exons: 10
Coding region: 507-2042 (511 amino acids)
Biological process (GO): polyamine catabolic process
Cellular component (GO): peroxisome
Molecular function (GO): polyamine oxidase activity
Source: RefSeq, a predicted model, not a curated record